This is a messenger RNA of Pseudovirgaria hyperparasitica, 330 nucleotides long. RefSeq lists its product as uncharacterized. The transcript has a single exon. Bases 54 to 269 code for a protein of 71 amino acids. Lineage: Eukaryota; Fungi; Ascomycota; Dothideomycetes; Acrospermales; Acrospermaceae. The record is from RefSeq and is a predicted model, not a curated record.
CGUCGAAAGGUAGGCAUUCACUGGUAAGACUUGCCAGAUCCGUAAACUGCGAUAUGGUGGCCACGAAAAAGCGAAGAUGGACAAGCUGGACUUCUGCUAGUUUGACAGAAUCAAUCAACAGUAUGUACGCUUGGUACAAUGCGGCGAUCGUGUACCACGUAUAUCUAUGGGACAUCAGGACUGCCAGCAACGGCAUAGACCGUUGUUGGAGUGGAGUUUUCAGCGUCAAGAAGAUCUUCCAGUAUAGUCAGUGGUACACGUGCCGCUAAAGUCUUCAGAAACUUAUCGCCCCAGACACGGUUGAAUUCUUCGCAGAUGACUGGACGAAGA